AUGGGCCUGGCCGAGAAGGUUAUAGAGUCUAGCAAGAAGAAGUCAGAGGAGCUACUCAAUGAGCUCCACGAGCAAAUACGGUCGUUGACCAGCGAUCUCGACCAGAGUGCGGCAGAGCAGAAGAAGGAUCUGGACCUGCUUAAGCAAGAUGAGGCUUUCCAAGAUAGGGCCCUUGAGAAUACCGAGUCGAAACUGAAGGAGAUUGCUGCUGAAAAAAUCGCAAUUCCAGAGGCGGUGAUGAGCAGCUUCAUGCAGAAUGCGAACGGCCAGGGAGACUUCAUCGCCCCUUUGAGGAAGGCUGCCGAGAAAGCCAGGGAGUUCGCGGAGAAGUUGAUGAACAGUUCCGUCGCUUUCGCUCGCUCUGCUGGAGACGCUGGGCAGCCUGGCGAGGGGAAGAACUCUUCGUCGUCAUUCCUCGAGGCUAAGGAUGUUGGCUACUUCCUUGGCGAUGCUGCCUCGCUUGGAACGGAGGAUGCUGAUACCGAUGCCGCUGAGAGAGGCCUCAGCUUGGCUCAGGAUGGGAUCAGUAAGCUCGAUGCUGACAUCGCAGCUCAGAAGAAGAUGUUGGCCACCGAGCGAGACGAGCUGGAGAAGGAAAAGGAAUCUACCGCUAAGCUGGAACUCAACGUGGACUCUCAAGGAUCUCUGCUGGCAUCAUCGGAUACUCCUCAAGUCGACCCCCUGGAGGACGCUGAGACACUGCCUGGUCUCUCCUUCCUGGAGACCCAGAGUGGAGCGAGCUCGGCGGCUGCUGCUGCCUCUAGAGCACGACUGAGCUCCUGGCUUCAGAGGUUCAGGGCUAAGUUGAACAAGGCUAGGGCGGCGGCCGGCCUUCCUGCACUGCCUGUCAAUUCCACGCAGAAGGUGGCUGUGAAUAAGGAAGAGAAGAGGGACGAGAGAACUAAGGGAAGCUCCAGCACUGAGAUAACGAAAUCGAAGGAGAAGGAGUCCCUAUUGCAAUGGGCCCCUCUCAAUUUCGCUGAAAGUGAGGAUAUGCAGAAAGAGAAGAGAGAUGUGGCUCGCUUGAAGGAGGAGUUCGCCGAGUCGCUCCAGAAGGUUAAGGACCAGAGUGCUGCUCUACUGGCCGAAUCUCAAGCUGAUCUCGAGGCAAACGAGCAUAUGAAGUCGACGCUGGACGAUGGGUCCAUCAGUAGUGGCAGCUUCGUUGAGACCUCCAAUUACGAUCCCCAGAAGGAGGCCGCGGCUAUAAAGGAGCUCAACAGGAGGUGGGAGGCCGAGGCCGACAAGCUGAAGAAUGCACCUAUUGGAGGUCCAGAAGAGGAAGAAUUAUCGGCUAUGAUGAAGCAGCAGAAAGAGAGGGAUGCCAGGGACGAUGAGAAGAUCAAAGAAAUGAAGGAUGAGAUGCGUAGCGACUUGCAGAAACUGCACAAGGAAAUAUCUUUGGCUACAGCCAACACGGCUAAUGAGGACUUUUCCUCCUUCUUGGAAACCGGUCGUCGCAACCCUGAGUCAGAACGUGCGAAGUCGUUGUUGAACCGUGUCGAGGAUUUAGUUGUUAGCGAUGAGAUUAAGACCAAGGCUGAGCUCCAAUCCCUCCGCAGUGAGGCUGCUAAUGCUGUUGGUGCCAUCCCUGGAGUUCUAGCCGAGGUGGCUCGCCAUAUCGUGCAUUGA
Perkinsus marinus ATCC 50983 is the source of this 1632-nucleotide messenger RNA. RefSeq names its product Be158, putative. The transcript has 12 exons. NCBI's taxonomy places the organism in Eukaryota, Perkinsozoa, Perkinsida, Perkinsidae. The coding region runs from base 1 to 1632 and encodes 543 amino acids. The record is from RefSeq and is a predicted model, not a curated record.